Molecule: messenger RNA, 2190 nt
Organism: Anopheles bellator
Lineage: Eukaryota; Metazoa; Arthropoda; Insecta; Diptera; Culicidae
Product: ras-related protein Rap-1b
Exons: 8
Coding region: 600-1436 (278 amino acids)
Molecular function (GO): GTPase activity; GTP binding
Source: RefSeq, a predicted model, not a curated record
CGGUCAGCGAAAGUCUUCUGGUUCGCGGUUGGACAGCGGCUUGGUCCCACCGGAAGUGCCACCCUCUGGUGUCUCUCUCUCUCUCUAUCGUCACGGUGUACAUGCGGGUUUUGUGAAAGAGAACUCCGCGGUGCGCGGUGAUGAAUUCCAAUCAGUGCCGGUGAUUGGUGCGAUUAUCAGUGACCAGCGGGAGCGCCCCACCAUCCAGCACCACGGCCCCGACGUGGUGACGUGGUAGGACCAACUUUCUCUCAUUGUGUGAUCAUAACUUCCGGUGGUGUGCCUCCCGUCCACGCGGACGCCGGUUUGCACAGAAGAGGCUAAUGCGCGCAGAGUCUUCGUAAUCCAACUAGCAGAGUAAAGGAGACAGCCGGCGGCCAGAAAACUAUUGCACCAAGGCCACUUAACGGGAUUUUCCGCGAACCAUCUGAAGCGCGCCGGACGCGAUUACCGAGACAGCCUACACAAGGCGAACGGCUGUGUCCUCCCCGGUCCGCCUUGAUUGGACUUUCACGGAGUGCUCCACGGCCCCAGCGACCGGAAGGCAAGCGGCUCGUCCUUUAAAGUUCCACUGUUUUUCGGGUGGCAAAUCGUGAGAAAUGAAAGGCCGACAUCUUCGGCGGCGGUUCAGCCUGCAGCCAUCGUUCAUGAAGGAUGACUCCACCGAGGAGCGGCCAAAGCGUGAAAAACCCAUCAAGAACGAUGAAAAUUCGAUAAACUCCAACGUGCGUCACAAGAUCGUGAUGAUGGGUGCGGCCAAGGUGGGCAAAAGCUCCGUCAUCACGCAGUUCCUUUACAGCAGCUUUUCGCCGAAGUACAAGCGCACGGUCGAGGAGAUGCACCACGGCCACUUCUCGGUGAAUGGCGUAAAUCUCACACUCGACAUCCUGGACACCUCCGGAUCCUACGAGUUUCCGGCCAUGAGGGCGCUCUCCAUCUCGUCCGCCGAUGCGUUCAUCCUGGUGUACGACGUCACGGACAGCGUCACGUUCGAGGAGGUGAAAGCGAUACGUGAGCAGAUUCACGAGAUCAAAUCGACCACGGCGGUACCGAUUGUGGUCGUCGGCAACAAAACCGAUCUCAGCGACGAUGAUGAAGACCUGCGGCAGAUACCACGUGACACAACGGAAACGUUGGUAACGGUCGAUUGGGAAAACGGUUUCGUCGAAGCUUCCGCCAAACUCAACCGAAACGUAUCGCAGAUCUUCAAGGAGCUACUCCUUCAGGCGAAGAUAACGUACAACCUUAGUCCUGCGCUGCGACGCCGGAGACGCCAGUCGCUUCCACAGCAAACCAGCACCGGAAGUUCGCCGGCACCAGCAACACCCCAAGCGUCACCGAGUGUCCACGUUCCAUCCGUCGCACAGUUGCAGCACCUGCAGCAGAUUCAGGACAAAAGUUUGGGUGGAAAGCGUAAUUCGUGCAUUCUGUCGUAAUCGAACCGCUCUUGCUCGACGUUACCGGAAACUUCAUUCAACAACCGAUUGUGAGAUAGUGAGAUGGUGAAGAAUUUUUUAAACUACAUAUUGAACCUUGGAAAUAUAACUAACAUCGCGCAAUAAAUAUGAUAACGAUCGGUGUGUACUUGUCUGUUGCGACAUCAGAUUUUAUCUAACCAAAACACAAACGUAUCGCUAAUAACUGUAGCUUCUUAAGUUGUGCGAAAUGGAAACGAACUUGAAACUAACUUAAAAACUUCCUCCAUUUUUCGUUUCCUUCAAGCUGUCAAAACAAUAAGAGUCUACAGACCAUCUUUACGUGUUUUUUACACACCUUGCGAAAUCCGCUCUAAGCAAACUAAUUUUUCGAAUGACUGUAAAACAUUUUAGACUUGUGACUCGUGCUUUCUUCUUUCAUUCUCCUUUUGGUCUUUUUGUUGGCUCACUCGAAAUAUAAAAAUGUACGAAAACAAUAUGUAAAGUAUUGAAGUGGAAAAUUACGGGUAAAUAAGGGAAGGAACGAGACAUAGAGUUUUCAAAAAGCGAGUUGGCAGAGAGAGAGAAAGAGAAACAGGAAAACAGCAUAUAUUGGUUCAGCAAAACAAGUGUACAUGUGCGAGAGAUCAAUAUAACAAUAUUACGUGUGUUGCAAUAAUAAUGUACCCUUCAUAAUUGAUUUGGUUUGCGCUUUGCGUUUCGCAAUUUUUGACAUUACAUUACUUAACGAAACAUACAUAUGUUUUAUCAAAUC